AUGCCUCAAUCACUGGCCUUGUUCUUUUUGGAGCCGCUGAAUGGUGCUGCUUUUGCGGUGGCCGAGGACGAUUCAAACAAGCAUCUUCUGUGGGAACCGAAUGUCUUUGGAAUCGGGCACGUUGCGUCCAAAACCGGGAAUCCCACUGUUUUAGCCACCAUCGGCCGCGAUGGUGAUAUUUACAUCCCAGACGGGAACAUCUCGAGAGUGCAUUGCUCGUUCGAGCUCGAUGCCGACACCGGCAUUGUCAUGUUGUACGACAGAUCCAACAGCCAGACCACCCAGACGGUGGGCAACGACGCCUUUCCGUUUGAAUUCGGACGUCCUCGCAAGGUUGUUGUAAUGCCAGACAUGAAUACGACCUUUGGCAUCGGCGGCAUACGGAGUGAUAAGUACCAAUUUUCCAUCGUGUGGCCCGACGACACCGCGGCGCUUCAGCAACGAACAUCGGCCAUGCUACAGCCGAAUCCGCGGCUUGCCCGGACACUGGACUUGCUCCGUGACACCGCCCUGCCCACAGGUAUGCUGACCCGAAUCCACACGCCUGGCGGUCCUUCGCCGGAUACAAUUCGCUUUCAGAAGAUUGGCGAAAAGCUCGGCUCUGGUGCAUUUGGUGAAGUUAGCAAGGCGGUCAAUGUCGACACGGGGCAACUGCUGGCUGUCAAAACCAUCAAGCAGGUGGGGAGACUUCAACACCCCCAGGAGUGGCGAUAUCUAAAACGAGAAAUCCAGGCGCUCUCUUCGCUAAGUCAUGAACACAUCGUUGAGUUCUUGGGUUUCCAAGGCUCAGACCAACCGGACGCUCAUAUCUUCAUGGCGCUAAAAACGGGUACCCUUCACAGUCUCGUCACACAAAGUCCUGCAUCGUCUGGUGACGAACUGGCCACCACAACGCUGCACCACAUGUUGAAGGCUCUCGACUAUCUCGCCGUGAAGGGACUGAUCCAUCGGGACCUGAAACCAGAGAACAUUCUCUACGAUCCUACACCGGACGGGAAAUACCAUUUCUGCCUUGGCGAUCUCGGCUUCUGCAACUCAGCACGUGUCGCUGUGACCCAUGUGGGCACACAGGGAUACAUUGCACCAGAAAUCAUUUACGAAGAGCCGCAGACUCCCCAAGUGGACAUCUGGUCAUUGUUUGUGACCAUUCUGUGGGUGUUGGACGUCGAUGGCUUUCGUGGCAUUGUCGAUGGGAGUCGGCCAAGGCACGAGAGUAUCCGGAAGACGGUUCUUCAUAUCGCGGCCACCAACUCGCUCGUUUCGUCCAUCAGCGCCAUGGGCCGGCGGGAUCCCGACAAGAGGGCAACGGCAGCCCAGAUGCUCGUCAAGUGCUUCAACGGUGACGGGCUCAGCACCAAACCCGGUCAGAUUGGCCCAAUUGCCCCACUCGUCGACACCGUCACCGUCCCAACAACGCCCACACCAGACCCGUUGUACCGCGCCCGUCCGGCCACGCCUGGCCGGUCGCCUCGUCUUCGGGCAACGGCGGCCGGUGGGAUCCCUGCCACGACCACCACUACCACCACAGCUGCCACAGCCGCCACGAAUGCUACCGGCGCCGCUCCGAACCGGGACUACUUUGCAUUCCGUACCCGUGCUACCCUGCGUCGUGUCCGAGCUCCAGGAGCUGCCUCGCCGUGGCCGUAUCCGCUGGCGAGGCCGCCGCGGCAGCCCAAGCACGCCGCCGCACCGCCAAAUCGCGGCAAUGACAAAACAAUACACGCGUUUCAGCAACGAAACCCCGUCAAACAACCUGAGCCAAACGUGCCCCGGCCCUGUACAAUGCCAGGAACGUUUGUGGAAGAGGACGGAACGCCGUGA
Sporothrix brasiliensis 5110 is the source of this 1821-nucleotide messenger RNA. RefSeq lists its product as uncharacterized. Gene Ontology annotation, molecular function: ATP binding; protein serine/threonine kinase activity; protein binding. The record is from RefSeq and is a predicted model, not a curated record. The transcript is spliced from 3 exons. Gene Ontology annotation, cellular component: autophagosome; cytoplasm. The coding region runs from base 1 to 1821 and encodes 606 amino acids. Gene Ontology annotation, biological process: protein autophosphorylation; peptidyl-serine phosphorylation; autophagy. NCBI's taxonomy places the organism in Eukaryota, Fungi, Ascomycota, Sordariomycetes, Ophiostomatales, Ophiostomataceae.